AUGAAGGGUCUCUUCGCUAUUCUUGCCACGGCUUCGGUCGUCUCUGCCCACGCCACCUGGCAGGAGCUCUGGGUUGGUACUGAGGACAAGGAGGGAACUUGCAUCCGCCUUCCUCAGAGCAACAGCCCCGUCACCGAUGUCACCUCCAACGACAUCCGCUGCAACGCCAGCCCCAGCGCUGCCUCGACCACUUGCUCCGUUGCCGCCGGCGGUUCACUGACGGUUGAGAUGCACCAGCAGCCCAACGACCGCAGCUGCGACAACGAGGCCAUCGGUGGCAACCACUUCGGCCCAGUCAUGAUCUACAUGUCCAAGGUCGACGACGCCGCCACUGCCGAUGGCUCUGGCGACUGGUUCAAGGUCGCUCAGGACACCUACAACGGCACUGAGGCUAGCUGGGGUACCGAGAUCCUCAACGCCAACUGCGGCAAGCGCGCCUUCACCGUCCCCAAGUCUCUCCCGUCGGGCGACUACCUCGUCCGCGCCGAGGCGCUGGCCCUGCACAGCGCAGGUAGCGAGGGCGGUGCUCAGUUCUACAUGAGCUGCUACCAGGUCACCGUCACCGGCGGCGGCAGCGCCACCCCGUCCCCGACCGUCAAGUUCCCUGGCGCCUACAGCGCCGACGAUGCUGGUAUCCUCAUCAACAUCUACCAGACCCCGCUGACGUACGAGGCCCCUGGCCCGGCUGUCUGGAGCGGUAACUAA
Messenger RNA from Lasiodiplodia theobromae, 705 nucleotides. Its product is annotated as Glycoside hydrolase family 61. NCBI's taxonomy places the organism in Eukaryota, Fungi, Ascomycota, Dothideomycetes, Botryosphaeriales, Botryosphaeriaceae. The record is from RefSeq and is a predicted model, not a curated record. The transcript has 3 exons. The coding region runs from base 1 to 705 and encodes 234 amino acids.